UCUAAACUCCUUGCAUCAAAGUGACAAUCGGUAUUUGUUUUGUUAUGGUGGAAUGUCAGAUGAUACAAUGCCGUUGGGCAUAAAGCCUGAGUGCUAUAAGUGUAAUGUAACUGAAAGUAAACUUUGGAAACAGACAGCCGAUGGCUUCGUGUGUGCGGACUGUUGUGAUUUGGUAACUAAGACCUCUUGCCCUCCCAAGAAUGAAGACAUUGCUUCACAGUCGUCGAAGUCCCAAGAAACAGCGCCACGUAUUGCAACUCGUAAGAGUACAAGAAGUACGCGGAAUUACAAAACAAGAUUAAAUCCAUACGCUCUUCCGAAGCCUCUUACUCCAAAGGGUAAAGGGAGGCGUGUUAUCUUCAAGAAAACCCCAACCAAAGCACCUACGGCAGUUGCUACACCUGUGACAAGCAAUUACGUAUUUUACAAGGGUAGCUAUUUCCAGGUUGGGGACAUAGUCUCUGUGCAGGACAUUGAUGGUGGAUUAUAUUAUGCCCAAAUAAGAGGUCUCCUUACAGAUCAGUACUGUGAAAAAAGCUGUGUUCUGACGUGGCUCAUUCCUACCACUGCCAGUCCUGAUCCCAAUGAGGGGUUCGAUCCCUCAACCUACAUAAUUGAACUUCAACAACAAAGAGGAGGAACCAGCAGGCCUGAAGAACAACUGCUCUUUAAGAAUUCCACUUGGUCACUGUGAGCUGCGGGACUGACUGUUGGGGAGCUAUGGGGGCCACUGUCCGGCAGGCCAUCUGAAGGUCUAGCUAUAAGGGCACUACCUAAGAACAGAUUGGCAUCUGUAAUUUUUUUGGCAUGACACCACUGCUGCCCAUGUCCAUUCCUGUGACCAACUUCGAAGCUGCUGAUCUCUCUCAUACCAGGAGGCCACGGUGCUUCUCUGCAUAAGCUGGUAGACGCAUUUCCUGUGUGCAGUCCACGACAGGAUUGUAGGUACCUUGGUCAUCAUCUACAGGAAUCUGUUGGCUGUCUUGGGCAGUGCAGAUGGCGACACUCGCUAACUCCAUGGAGCAAAGAUCUCCUGAUGACUUUGGUGCUGACACUCUUAACUCUGCUGCUGCCAUUGUGGCUAUGGACUGCCCCUGGUCAGCACAUACUAGGCAGGCACUUAACAGCUUGUGGUCCCACCAGCAAUGA
Messenger RNA from Schistocerca americana (American grasshopper), 1149 nucleotides. Its product is annotated as GATA zinc finger domain-containing protein 1. NCBI's taxonomy places the organism in Eukaryota, Metazoa, Arthropoda, Insecta, Orthoptera, Acrididae. The record is from RefSeq and is a predicted model, not a curated record. Gene Ontology annotation, molecular function: sequence-specific DNA binding. The transcript has 5 exons. Gene Ontology annotation, biological process: regulation of DNA-templated transcription; chromatin organization. Gene Ontology annotation, cellular component: nucleus. Bases 53 to 694 code for a protein of 213 amino acids.